AGGCCGUACGAGAUUACAGAGUGGGAGGGUUGCAUGGAGAGCUGGAAAGACAAAACAAAAGCCACACAUUUCAACCAACAGGCGCUGGUCGCUUUUUAUUUUUUUGUAAAUCAAAACACAUUCGGUCGAUUACCGUGUAACAACAACGCUUUGCACCAUGCCUAGUAGCACAUCUUUGCUGGAGGCCGACGAGGGAGAGUCCGAGGUCCCGCCGCCGCUAGAGCACGCUUUCGCCGGUAUGGGCCUCGAGGAGCAGCACGGCACCCAGAGCCAGACCCCCGAACAAGCAGACGAGAACCUCACCUUUCACCACCACCACCACCACAACCACCACCACAACCACCAGCUGCCCGCGGUUCCUCAUUUCAGCCUCCUCGGUACGGUCCUGGACCUGAAGCCGCUGCCUCCGCACCGGCCGCCCUCGGGAGAUGAAGUGAACCUCACGGCGGCGCCCGACGACGAGGAGUCCGACGUCGGAGCCGACUCCUCGGUCUGCGGUAGCUUGUUGUUAGCGCAGGCCCACCUCCACCGACACCUCCCAUCGGGGCCGGGUGGCUCCGGGAUGCCGUCCGGGAUGGAGCCGCCGCCGCCGCACGUCGAGACGGUGUUGCUGUACAACGGAGACGAGCGGGACGAGCCGGUCGGCGGCGGCGUCCUACCGACGACCGGCAGCAUGGCGAUGCUACCGUCCGGUGUGUACGGGGAGUCGGGCUACGAGGCCGAGCCGUCGCUGUUGAGUCGGCGAAAGAGCGUCAACACCACCGAGUGUGUGGCCGUGCCGAGCUCCGAGCACGUCGCGGAGAUCGUCGGCAGACAGGGCUGCAAGAUUAAGGCACUUCGAGCCAAGACCAACACCUACAUUAAGACGCCGGUGAGGGGGGAGCAGCCUGUCUUUGUUGUGACAGGGCGCAAAGAAGAUGUGGCCAUGGCUAAGAGGGAGAUCCUGUCUGCAGCUGAGCACUUCUCCCUCAUCAGAGCCUCUCGAAACAAGACGGGCCCUCUGUCAGCUGCGACCGGUCCUGGGACCCCCUCUCUACCUGGACAGACGACCAUUCAGGUGCGGGUACCGUAUCGUGUUGUAGGGCUGGUCGUGGGUCCUAAAGGGGCAACCAUCAAACGUAUUCAGCAACAGACCCACACCUACAUUGUGACACCGAGUCGUGACAAAGAGCCAGUGUUCGAGGUCACCGGGAUGCCGGAGAACGUGGACCGGGCGAAGGAUGAGAUAGAGGCGCACAUUGCCCUCCGCACAGGCACCUGCGGAGGGAUUGAGGCUCCUGGUGUGGACAACAAUGACUUUCAAUUCAACGGGACAGACGUCAGCUUUGAGACUUCUGCGAUGCCAGUAGGGAUGGGGGAGGCUGGGUGGCUUCAUGCUGGUGCAUCAUCACCGGGUGGCGGUGGCUUGCUGCCAAUGAGCAUCAACGGUACUCAGCGAAUCAAUAGCAAUAUUAACAGUGGUGUCAGGAUGUCUUCCACCUACCGCAACGACAGCUCCAGUUCCCUCGGCAGUGGCUCCAGCUCAGCUGAUUCCUUCCCUGGCAGUGGGAAUGGUAACCGGAUGGCAGAUUUCAGCCCGACCUGUGCGUUUAACGCCAACGCCAACAACAACAACAGUAAUGGCGGCAGUGCGAGUUUCUGGUUUGGCGACAGCCUUCUUCCUGUGGGGUCUGAGGAGCUCGUCACCCUGGGAGGCGGAGGCUCUUUGUCGGGAUUUGACCCGUUGACCAUCUCCACUGCCCAAGCCCCGCACCCUGGUGCACAGCCGCAAGUCUGGAGCCCCUUUGUGGACCACCAACCCCCCCAGACCUUUGAUUCUCGCCAGUCUCAGACCAGUCAGCCUGGGACUCCCCGGCUCUCUCCAACCUUCUCUGGGACAGAAGCCUUGGAGCACCCUCAGGCCCAGCGCGUUCACAGAGGGCCGCUCGUCUCGGCUGGGACCCUCGAUGCCCACAGGUUCCCCUCCUACAGCUCGGCCUUCUCCUCCUCCAGUGAAAGCACCGCCUCCUCUUCCUCCCCUCCCGAAUCCUCCCUUUCCUAUCGACCGGGGCUCGGAUCAGCAGUGAGAGGACAGGAGAUCUGUAUCCACUGUAUGGAUAACCAGGUGAUCGCUGCCUUGGUUCCCUGCGGCCAUAACCUCUUCUGUCUAGAUUGUGCCACCAACAUAUGCCAGGGUCCAGAUGCUGUCUGCCCUGUGUGCCUGUCCCCGGCCACACAGGCCAUUCAGCUCCGCAAUUUGUGAUUUUAAUCCAUUUACCUUGAUGGCUGAUGAGGGAUCAGCAUCCCCGACUCUUUCAACUCAUAACAUGUCUGGGGAAAUUACAAAACUGACCCCAAAUCAGUAUCUAGGUGUGUCCUCAUCCCGGUUUUGUCCAAGCUGGUGUUUGGUUGACAAAGGUGAGGGUGAAUAGGUGAAUAAGGAAUGAUCUGUAUUUAGGGCAUGGGUAAGGGUGUGCAGCCCGUUCAUGUGCCUGCUAUUGUGAAGUCUUCUUCCUUGAUUGAUCAAUGGGAGGGUUGGAAACCCUCUGUGUAGCAUUGGGUGGGGUGGGAUAUAUAUAUAUAUAUUUUUUUUUUUUUUUUUUAUUAUUUUUUUGCUCAUCAUGAUUUUUGAUUUACAUUUUCUUCUCCCUGAAAUAUCUAGUUAUCAGUUUCUGCCUACCUAUAUUUUAUUACAUUUUUAAUGUACUUUAUAUUUUAUUAGAUACAUGAUGUUGGCUUUUGGGUCAAAGUUUUUUUCUUUUUUUUUUGUCUACAUCUCAAAAGUUUUAUCCAUUUUUUAAAAUUUUGUUUUGCUGCUACAUUUGUUUUUAUGUGCUUACAUAUGGCCCAACCCCUUUGCCUCUCUAUUAUUGUGCUCACAGCAGGACAUUUUAAAGGAAAAAAGAUGAGGUGAGCAUGUUUACAUAUAGUGAGUCCCACAUAUGAAUAUGUAUAAAUUAAUAGUAUUCUUCUGGUAACCACAGAAUCUGAAUGCCUUCUGUAGUAAAUUGGAUAUAAUGUACACAUACCACACUAUCCAGGCAAAUGCCACUCUAUCCCAGAUGAUUUGCGUAAAUACUACCAGGCUGUUGAUGUCUAUCUGUGCUACUUU
Messenger RNA from Morone saxatilis (striped sea-bass), 3091 nucleotides. RefSeq names its product RNA-binding protein MEX3B-like. Bases 158 to 2242 code for a protein of 694 amino acids. The transcript has 5 exons. Gene Ontology annotation, molecular function: RNA binding. Lineage: Eukaryota; Metazoa; Chordata; Actinopteri; Moronidae. The record is from RefSeq and is a predicted model, not a curated record.